Lachancea dasiensis is the source of this 1512-nucleotide messenger RNA. Lineage: Eukaryota; Fungi; Ascomycota; Saccharomycetes; Saccharomycetales; Saccharomycetaceae. The record is from the annotation of a GenBank genome assembly.
AUGAACUACCAGGCUGUCACGUCCGAUGAAGAGCUUAUUAAUCGUCCGGAAAGAGAUAGGAAAUCAUCAAACAAUAUCCUAGGCUGGUAUCUCUAUUGCUUCUCAAGUGAGCCUUUUAUUGUAUCUGCCGUUUCGACAUACGUUCCCCUUCUACUGGAACAAUUUGCAAGAAUAAACGGGGUUUCUGUUGACGAUCAUUCUCUCAACUGUGUUACGCAAGACCAAAAAUGCGUACUGGGCAUUUUUAAUAACACGUUAUAUCUCGAUACGUCGAGCUUCGCACUAUAUACCUUCUCUCUCAGCGUGCUCUUCCAGGCAGUGUUGGUAAUCUCCGUCUCAGGGAUGGUUGAUAUGUGGAAUUCUGUUAAACUCAGAAGCAAUGUAAUGGUUGGCUUUGGGAUUGUCGGUGCCCUAUCUACCAUCGCCAUAUCACAAUUAGAUUCCUCGCAAUACUAUUCCCUUGCGGUUUUAGCCAUUCUUUCAAAUUGUUGUUAUGGCGUCGUUAACGUUGUAGGCAAUUCAUUGCUGCCAGUUUUCGCACGCGACCUGGUUCAAUACAAUUCGGAGCAUAAGAAUGGCGACCUUGAGCAAAUUACCUCGAUCACCAGUGGCCGUGGCUCGGGCCUUGGGUAUUUCGGGGCUUUGCUAGUUCAGAUUGGCUCCAUUUUUUUGAUAAAGAUGAGCAAAACGCAUGAUAGCAUCCAGAGCGCAGUACUGUUGGUGGGCUUCUGGUGGCUGAUUUUGCAGAUCCCUCUUGUAUGGCUACUUCAGGAUGUUUUGCCACCGUUGGUCGACACACAUGAGAUGCACUUGUCAUCAUCUAUCCAAUAUAUGACCUAUGGGUGGAAAUCUUUAUUGGAAGCUUUAAGGCACGCUAGUCUGCUGAAAGACGUAGUGAUCUUUCUGAUUGGUUGGUUCAUUAUAUCUGAUUCGAUCACGACUAUCAACUCGACAGCCAUUUUGUUUGCAAAAACUGAACUCAGUAUGAGCACUACAGGGCUAGUUUUGGUCAGCAUCUUGUCACUGAUAAGUGGCAUCGUAGGUGCAUUUUUUAUACCUCAAAUCCUCACCUCCUAUUUCAAGCAAUCACCACCUCGUAUGAUGGUGACCAUUAUUUGCUGGGCUGGGUUCAUUCCACUAUAUGGAUGCAUCGGAUUCUUUUUUAGUUCCAUUGGCCUCCGUCAUACCGGUGAAAUGUAUAUGCUAGCUAUAUGGUACGGCAUUGCAAUGGGUGGGCUAGCUGCCGUGUCUCGUUCCAUUUUUAGCUUGAUUAUUCCGAGCGGUAAAGAAUCUACAUUUUUCAGCCUUUUCAGUGUCACUGACAAGGGAUCCUCAAUAGUUGGACCCUUUCUGGCUGGUUUGAUAACGGAUAAGACCCACAACAUCAGAUACUCGUUCUACCUGUUACUCUUCCUCCUGCUGGUCUCUUUGCCAAUUUUCAGUAUGCUGGACGUGGAAAGAGGUAAGAAAGAAGCUCAAGAGCUGAGUAACAUACAAACAUUGAAUGACUGA